GGAACGGGAUCGGGAUCGGGAUCGGUACCGGGGACCCCCGGCCCGGCUGCGGACCCCGGAGCGGCUCCGGCGGACGCGGGGCCGUUCCCCGGCACCGGGAAUCACCGGAGCGGCAGCGGGGGCGGCGCGGUGACCUCGGCGGCCCCGGAAAGAGCGCGCACCUUCCUCCUCCUCCUCCUCCUCGUCCUCCUCGUCUUCCUCCUCCUCGUCCCCAACUUCCUCUUCCUCCCCCGGGCGCGGAACCGUCGGGCGGCACCGCGGGGACAUCCCGGGGCUGGCGGAAUUCCCGGGACGCUCGUGGGGCUGAGAAAAUUCCUGGGACACCCUCCGGACAUCCCUGGGACAUCCCGGGACGCUCGUGGGACUGAGAAAAUUCCCGGGACACCUUUGGGACUGAGAAAAUUCCCGGGACACUCGUGGGACAGAAAAUUCCCGGGACACACUCCGCACAUCCCUGGCACAUCGCCGGAACAUCCCCGGGACUACCGGAAUUCCUGGGCCGCUUUUGGAAUUUCCGGGCCACUUUUGGGGCUCUGAAAAUUCCCUGGGUCACUCUUGGGACUGAGAAAAUUCCUGGGACACCCACGGCACUGCCGGAAUUCCCGGGACACUUUUGGGACUCCCGGGACACUUUUGUCACUGCCGGGGCACCGCCAGCAGCCCCGGCGAGGAGAGGAGGCGCCGUUCCUGUGCCGCUUUCCGGGGCCAUGUUCCGCUUCCCGCCCUGGAGGAGGAGGCGCCCGGAGGGUCCCCCGGAGCCGGGGAGCGCGGAGCUCUCCCGAAGGGUUCCCCCGGAGCCGGGGGUCGCGGAGCUCUCCCGGAGGGUCCCCCCGGAGCCGGGGAGCGCGGAGCUCUCCCGGAGGGUCCCCCCGGAGCCGGGGGUCGCGGAGCUCUCCCGCAGCAUCCACCGGGAGCCGCCGGGAGCCCGCAGCCGCAGCCGCAGGUGAGGAGCAGCCCCAGCGGGAUCCGAGGCCUCGGGAGGGACUUUGGGGACAAGCCGGAUGUCCCACGCCAGGCCAGGAACGGGAAUGUGCCCAGGGAAGGGACGGAUCGGCCUCGGCGUCGGGCCCCGCUCCCACCGCGGGCUGGGAACAGGGAGGAUGAGGAGGGAGAGCCCAGCAGCAAUUCCUGGAGCAGGAACAAGGACAAGGACAGUGUCAGCCAGAACGGGAAUGUGCCAAGGGAAGGGAUGGAUCGGUCCGUGCGCCUGCCCUCGGUCCGGGCUGUCAGUGGGGAGGAUGAGAAGGGAGAGCCCAGCAGCAAUUCCCGGAGCCGGGCCACGGACAAGGACAAGGGCAGUGCCAUGCGGAACGGGAAUGUGCCAAAGGAAGGGACAGAUCGGCCUCGGCGUCGGGCCCCGGCCCCACCCCCGAUCCCACCCCGGGCUAGGAACAGGGAGGAUGAGGAGGGAGAGCCCAGCAGCAAUUCCCGGACUGGGGACGUGGGCGCUGCCACCCGGAAUGGGAAUGUGCCCAGGGAAGGGAUGGAUCAUCCUGUCUGCGUUCCCGCGUUCUGGAUUGUCAGCGGGCAGGAUGAGGAGGGAGAGCCCAGCAGCAAUUCCCGGAGCCGGGGGAGGGACACGGACAAGGACAAGGACAGUGCCACCCGCAAUGGGAAUGUGCCUAAGGAAGGGAUGGAUCGGCCUCGGUGUAGGGUCCCGCCCCCACUCCCACCCUGGGCUGGGCGCAGGGAGGAUGAGGAGGGAGAGCCCAGCAGCAAUUCCCGGAGCCGGGACAUGGGCGCUGCCACCCGGAAUGGGAAUGUGCUGAAGGAAGGGACGGAUCGGCCUGUGUGCGUGCCCUCGGUCUGGGCUGUCAGUGGGGAGGAUGAGGAGGGAGAGCCCAGCAGCAAUUCCCAGAGCCGAGACAAGGGCAGUGCCAUGCGGAACGGGAAUGUGCCAAGGGAAGGGACAGAUCGGCCUCGGCGUCGGGCCCCGGCCCCGCCCCCGAUCCCAACCCGGGCUGGGCGCAGGGAGGAUGAGGAGGGAGAGCCCAGCAGCAAUUCCCGGAGCAGGAACAAGGACAGUGCCACCCGCAAUGGGAAUGUGCCCAGGGAAGGCACAGAUCGGCCCGUGUGCGUGCCCACGGUCUGGGCUCCCAAAAGGGAGGAUGAGGAGGGAGAGCCCAGCAGCAAUUCCCAGAGCGAGGACAAGGACGGUGCCACCCGGAAUGGGAAUGUGCCCAGGGAAGGGACGGAUCGGCCUGUUUGUGUUCCCGCGUUCUGGGUUUGCAGCGGGCAGGAUGAGGAGGGAGAGCCCAGCAGCAAUUCCCAGAGCCGGGGGAGGGACACGGCCGCUGCCGCCAGCCCUGGAAGGGACAGACGGACGGAGCCUCCGUCGGGAGCGGAGCGCAGGGAGUGGCUCUGGCAGAGGCUGCUCCAGCUGGGAGAGGACAUGCAGAGCUGGCAGGGGAAGCCCACGGCGGAGCUGGCGGCCGGGCUGGCGCGGCGCAUCGCGGGGACGCCCCUCGGCAGCUACCCCGAGGGGCCGGGGACCCGCAGCGCCCGGCGGGAGCGGGGCUCCGGAGCCAGCCCGGACCGCGGCAUUCCCGGCGGGAAUUACCGGAGCCUCCUCAGAAUGCUGAGGGCCAGCGGGAGCACUGAGAGUGCGGAGGAGGACUCGGGCUGGGAGCAGAGCCCUGGAGCCAGCCCAGACUGCGACACUCCCAGCGGGAAUGACAGGAGCUUCCUCGGAAUGCUGAGGGUCGUUGGGAAUGCCGAGAGCACGGAGGAGGACUCGGGCUUGGAGCAGGAGCAGGAGCAGGAUCCGGAGCAGGAUGAGGAUCAGGAGCAGGAUGAGGAUGAGGAUGAGGAUCAGGCCGCGCUGAACGCCGUGCAGGCUCCCAGCCGCCUGGAGCUGCGGUUCCCGGAGGUGUGGGCGCGCUCCCGGCUGGACUGCGGGCGGGUGGCCGAGGAGGAGCAGCUGCACGGGGCCCCGGUGCCCUUCCAGCGGCAGCGCCCGCUGCGCCCGCACAAGGAGAGGCAGAUGGCGGAGCUGCUGCAGGAGUACCUGGAGCAGGGAAUCGUGGUGGAGGGCACCUCCGAAUCCAACAAUCCCCUGAUUCUCUACCAAAAGCCACACGGGCGCGGCGUCCGCCUGAGCCUGGACUGCGCCGCCCUCAACGACGCCACCCCUGUGGAGCCGCAGGAGCCGCUGGACCGGGACGGGCUCCUGACCUCCAUCAACCCCCGCAGCCGCUUCUUCUCCGUGCUGGACCUGUCCAACGCCUGCCUGGCCAUCCCGCUGGCGCCCGAGUGCUGGCGCCGCUUCGCCUUCACCUUCCGGGGCCGGCAGUUCCUGUUCACGCGGCUGCCGCCGAGGUUCCGCGGCACCGGCUCCAUCCUGCACCGCCGCGUGGCCGCCAUGCUGGCCCGGCUGCACCCUGACGUUGCCCGCAACGUCUUUCACUACUCCGACGACAUCCUGAUCACCGCGAAGCGCCGGCGGCAGCUGCGGUUCCGGACCCGCCGCGUGCUGCAGCUGAUCCAAAGCACCGGCUUCAAAGUGAACCGCGCCAAGGCGCAGCUGGUGCGGCCCGAGGUGGAUUACCUGGGCAUGACCCUGAGCGCCGCGGGGCGCCGCGUGCCCCACGAGAAGCUGCGGCAGAUCUGCCAGGACUGCGACGCCGCCGGGCCCUGGGAUCCCGCCCGGCUCCACUCCGUCCUCGGCAAGUUCAACGAUUUGAAGGAAUUCAUCGCCGACUACUUGGAGCUGGCACUGCCGCUGCAGGGCCUGGCGGCGCCGGAGAGGUGGGAAGGGGAGCGGGGACGGGAGUGGCAGCAGGAAUGGGAACGGGAGGGCCGGGAGCAGCUGCGGCGGCUGAAGGAGGCUCUGAAGGCGGCGCCCGCCCUGCUGUUCCCUUCCAAAUGCCGGCCCUUCGUGAUCCGGCUGUCGGUGCGCGAGCGCACGGUGGGAGCCGUGCUGCUGCAGGAGAAGGAGGGAGCGCUGCUCCCGCUGCGGCACUGCUCCUACAAGCUCAGCGGCCAGAGCUGGGCCCCGCAGGACGCCGCGUGCCUGGCGGCCGUCCGGGCCGUCCAGGCCUUCCAGAAACUCACGGGGCCGGCUCCCAUCCUCAUCCGAGGGCCCGCCGGGCGGUACCUGCUCCGGGGCGAGCCGCUGCUCGACGGCUGCGCCGGCGACUCCAAGCUCCCGGGGCGAUGGAGGCUGCUGGUGACCACCAAGGGCGCGGAGAGGAAGGAAUCCCAAACCGUGUUGAUCCCGCUGCCUGCCGACAUUCCCAAAGCCAACGUCUGGUUCCUGGCUGUGGAGAAGGGAUCGUGCGGAAAACAGUCCGUGGCCUUCGCCGCCGUCAGCCUGGAGGAGCGGUGGCUGCUGGGGCUGCGGCGGGGCCCUGAGGAGGAGGAGGCGGCGCUGGAGGCGCUGCAGGAGCUGCUGAAGCAGCACCGGAGCUGCCGCCCGCUGUUCCUCUAUUGCAGCUUGCCCAGGCUGGAGGCGAGGCUGAAGUGCCGGGAGCAGGGCUGGCGCUGCGGCGAGGACGCCGGGCUCAAGGUGCUGCACUGGCUCCGCUCCUUCCCGGGAAUGCUGCAGAUCCGCCAGGCGGGAACAGGCGGCAGCGCGGAUGAGAGGAGAUGGAUGCAGGCGGCGAGCGCCAGAGCCAGGGCCGUGGCCCAGAACUCCGUGAGCAGCCGGACGGUCUGGGAGCCGUCGGCGUCCGAGCAGCAGGAGAUCGUGGCGCAGUGCCACCGCCGGGGCCACGAGGGCGUCGAGGGAACGCUGCGCCGCGUGCGGCUCGUGUGCUCCUGGAGGAACGCCCGCGAGGACGCGGCGCGCUGGGCGCGGCGCUGCCCCGAAAGUGCCAGGACAGGGAUCCCGAUGCUGACGGCGCAGCCGGCCCCGCAGCGGGAGCGGGGCCCCUGGUCCCGGCUGCGGCUCGGGCUCUGCGCGGGGUUGCCGCAGAGCCCCGAGGGGUUCGGGCGCUGCUGCUGGUGCAGGACGAGCUCGGGCUGGCUGGACGCCUUCCCGCUGCGGAGCCCGCCCGGGCCGAGCUGCUGCGGCCGCCGCCCUCCUGGGCUGUCGCGGCGCCUGGAGCGCCGUGAGCGGCGGGAGGCCGUGCUGGCGCUGGUCAGGGUGGCGCGGGCGCUCGGGCAGGGCUGGGCGGCCGCGCUGCCGCUGCUCCGGGUGGGAAUCGCGGCCCAGCGGCUGCGGGAGGAGGAGCUGGGAGCGCUGCUCUGCGUGCCCGGGCUGCCGCUGGAGGUGCGCUGGGAAUGGCCCGGGUGCGGGAGUCGGGAUGGGAGCGGGGAUUGGGGUGGGAAAGGGAAAAGGAAAGGAAGGCACGGGCACGGGCACGGGGAGGAGAACGAGCUGCAGCGGCUGCGCGCGAUGGAGAUCCUGGAGGGAUACCGGCAACAGGUGCAGAACGCGCUCGGGAAUGCGGGAUGGGAUCCGGUGUCCCUGACCUCGCUCUCGGUGCCCGCAGAGGCCGCGGCAGCCGAGGAGGAGGAGGAGGAGGAGGCGCGGCCGCCCUUCGGCCCCAAGGGGGUGGUGAGCGCGGGUUUGGGGGAUCCCGGGCUGGGCGCGGCCGUGUGGGUCCUGUUUGGGAUGGCCGGGCUGAUCCUGGCGGCCGUAACGUGGGAGCGCUGGAUUGGGAUGGACGGGAUUGGGAACGGGAUUGGGAACGGGAUUGGGAACGGGAUUGGGAAGGUUGGAUAG
Camarhynchus parvulus is the source of this 5668-nucleotide messenger RNA. RefSeq lists its product as uncharacterized. The transcript is spliced from 5 exons. The record is from RefSeq and is a predicted model, not a curated record. The coding region runs from base 1190 to 5668 and encodes 1492 amino acids. NCBI's taxonomy places the organism in Eukaryota, Metazoa, Chordata, Aves, Passeriformes, Thraupidae.